This is a messenger RNA of Arachis duranensis, 1797 nucleotides long. RefSeq names its product protein COBRA. The record is from RefSeq and is a predicted model, not a curated record. The transcript has 6 exons. The coding region runs from base 138 to 1484 and encodes 448 amino acids. Gene Ontology annotation, cellular component: plasma membrane. Gene Ontology annotation, biological process: plant-type cell wall cellulose biosynthetic process; cellulose microfibril organization. Lineage: Eukaryota; Viridiplantae; Streptophyta; Magnoliopsida; Fabales; Fabaceae.
CUUCUCUCUCUCUCUCUCUCUCUCUCUCUCUCUCUCUCUCUCUCAGUCUUCUUCUCUGUAAACAGAUCUUGAUCUGUUUCAAGCAAGAACUGAGAGCAUCAGAGUCACACCACAUUCCAUUUUUGUGACUAACAAACAUGAUGGGCUUCUUCUUCUCUUUGAUGUCACACCACAAAGCUGUUCCCACUUGCUUUGUGUUCUUCUUCCUGCUUUCUUGCACCUGCUUCACUUCAACAGAAGCUUACGAUGCACUUGACCCAAAUGGAAACAUCACAAUCAAAUGGGAUAUCAUAAGCUGGACACCUGAUGGUUAUGUUGCUGUCGUUACGAUGAACAACUUCCAACAAUAUCGGCAUAUUGCAGCACCUGGCUGGUCAAUGGGAUGGACAUGGGCGAAGAAGGAGGUUAUAUGGAGCAUGAUGGGAGGACAGACCACUGAACAAGGAGAUUGUUCAAAGUUUAAGGGAAACCCUCCACAUUGCUGUAAGAAGGAUCCGACCGUUGUGGAUUUACUUCCCGGCACACCUUACAACCAGCAAAUAGCAAAUUGCUGCAAGGGUGGAGUACUUAGCUCAUGGGCCCAGGAUCCGACCAACGCAGUCGCAUCGUUUCAAGUCAGUGUUGGUAGAGCUGGAACCACCAACAGAACUGUCAAAGUGCCCAAAAAUUUCACCUUGAAAGCUCCCGGUCCGGGCUAUACAUGCGGGCCAGCAAAAAUUGUGCCCCCAACAAAGUUCAUUCAAUCAGACAAAAGAAGAGUGACCCAAGCACUCAUGACAUGGAACGUGACAUGCACAUAUUCGCAGUUUCUAGCCCAAAAAACUCCCACUUGCUGUGUCUCUCUCUCGUCGUUCUAUAAUGAUACUAUUGUGCCUUGCCCAACAUGUGCAUGUGGCUGCCAGAGCAACUCAUCUUGUGUAAAUGCAAAUACGCCACAUUUGGCAUCGGUCGUUGCUGGAAAGAAUAACUUUUCUCCUUUAGUUCAAUGCACUAGCCAUAUGUGUCCGGUUAGAGUCCACUGGCACGUUAAGCUUAACUACAAGGAGUACUGGCGCGUGAAGGUCACGGUUACCAAUUUCAAUUACAGGAUGAAUUAUUCAGAGUGGAACUUAGUUGUUCAACACCCGAACUUUGAUAAUCUGACUCAACUUUUCAGUUUCAACUACAAGUCAUUAACUCCUUAUGGUGACAUAAAUGAUACUGCUAUGCUUUGGGGAGUUAAGUUCUAUAAUGAUUUUCUCAAUGAAGCUGGGCCUAAUGGUAAUGUACAAUCAGAGUUGCUCUUCAGAAAGGAUAAGUCAACUUUCACUUUCGAAAAAGGUUGGGCUUUCCCUCGAAGGAUCUAUUUCAAUGGCGACAAUUGCGUGAUGCCACCACCGGAUGCUUAUCCAUGGUUGCCUAAUGCUGGUUCUCAAAAGGAAGUUUCCUUGCUUGUUUUAGUGUUGGCUUAUUUGGUAUCCUUGCUCUUUUACGCAUGUGCUUGAGGUUCCGAUCCGCGAUUCACUCGACUUUGGUGAUAAAAAAUUUUCAGUAAGACCAAUUUUGGCUCAUGUUUGUGAUGUCAAUUUGGAAUUUGAAGCAAGGAGGGGAGUGACAUCCAGUGGCAAUUGAAGAUUAGCUCAGUUGUCCUACAAUUUGUUACAAACUGAUUCUGCAUUUUGGUGCUAGAGUUUGCUACUACGUUUUCUUUUUUUCUUCUUCUCCUGUUAUGAUGUAAUGAUAUAUGUAUUCUUAUUGUAUUUUUUAACCUGUAAUUAUAAUUUUAAUAAACAUAUACAGCAAGAUAUCACAUGAAAA